AGUUUGCGAGCGGUGAUAUAAAAAGUGCAUUUCCGUACACACGCCUGCGGAUGAAGACAGGAGAUGUUCACCGAGUGCUCAAAUCUACCAAAUUAACACUCAAAAAGAGGUGAAGAUUUCCGGCGAGGACGAGGCGCGUACACAGUCGGAGUUGUUUGAAAAAAAAAAAACACAAUGUGGGAGCAGGAGGAAUUCGCCAAACACUGGAGGAACGAAUUCCCCGACUGUGAAGUCCCUGAAAUGGACCUAAAUUCCGUGGAGGACAUGGAAUCUGAGCUGGAGGCGUCCAAAGCCAACCUGAAGAGGCUCCAGAAGGCUCUGGCGGAGGAGAAAUUCAAGGUGAUUUACCUGCAGACCACCGUGACGCGACAGAGGACGCCCGAGCCGCAAAGUUGUCCCGGCAAAGACGUCAACAUCCACGCGGACACGUUCGCCACCUUCAAGACUCCCACCGCGAGGACACCGCAAGAUGUGUCCGACAUCGGACACUUGACGGCGGCAGGCGCGACCAGUUCGCCCGGCCGCGAGCGGAGCAGGUUCAGCGGCAAGGUGGGUAAGCCCGUGCCCAUCCCGGUACCCCCGCGGAAGCCCAGCGUUCUCACACCGAGAAGUCACGACGAGAACAGCGACCGGGAAUAUGAGGAUUUGGAGAUGAAUGAGAAUUUUGUUCGGAAUAAUUUAUUGGCACCAAAGGCCGCCGGCAAAGACAACCAACGGACGCCCAGCAUCCCUCACCCGGUCAUCCGACGGCCUUUCCGCCAGAGCAGAGACUUUGACUCCGUGGACGACAGUCGGGUGUCCCCGCCUUUGCUGCAGGUUGGACAGGGUUCUGGCUGCAGCACUCCUGACAGGAGAAGUGAUGGCUACCUUAGCUCGGAGCAUGAAGACUCAUCCUCUGCAGAUUUUAACUACAACACAGAUGGCUACGACGGUGACGGGCCGGAGGAUGGAAAGUCUCAAGAUGGCUCUGAGACCCUGCCCUACAUAGAUGAAUCCCCCACCAUGUCACCGCAGCUGUGCACGCCCCAAGGACCACACGGAGAAAUGCUGUCACCCACACCACCAGAAGGCCUUCUGCCUGGGGGAGACAUUGAGAAAGGACUGGAGAUGAAGAAACUUGUGCUUUCUGGUUUUCUGGCCAGUGAGGAGAUUUACAUCAACCAACUGGAGGCUCUGCUACUGCCCAUGCGUCCCCUGAAGGCCACAGCCACCACCUCGCAGCCCGUCUUGACCAUUCAGCAGAUAGAGACCAUCUUCUACAAAAUCCAGGAUAUCUUUGAGAUUCACAAAGAAUUCUAUGAUGCUCUCCUACCCAACAUCAGGCAGUGGGAUGAGAAGAUCACUGUGGGACACCUCUUCCAGAAACUGGCCAGCCAGUUGGGAGUUUACAAGGCCUUUGUUGACAACUACAAGGUGGCACUUGAGACGGCGGAAAAGUGCAACCAGGCCAACAGCCAGUUCCAGAAGAUAUCAGAGAACCUGAAAGUAAAAGGACCUAAAGACUCUAAAGACUCGACCACAACAGUCACAAUGGAGGCUCUUCUUUAUAAACCCAUUGACCGUGUGACAAGAAGCACCCUGGUUCUUCAUGAUUUGCUUAAACACACGCCAAAGGACCAUCCUGACUUCCCUCUCCUGCAGGACGCUCUGCGAAUAUCUCAGAACUUCCUCUCCUCAAUCAACGAGGAGAUUGACCCCCGCAGGACCGCAGUAACCACACCCAAAGGAGAGGCUCGUCAGCUCGUAAAAGAUGGCUUCCUCGUCGAGGUGUCAGAAAGCUCCAGGAAGCUACGACAUGUCUUCCUUUUCACCGACUUGCUGCUCUGUGCCAAAAUGAAGAAGACAUCUGCUGGUCGCCACCAGCAGUACGAGUGCAAGUGGUACAUCCCGCUGGCAGACCUGAUCUUCCAGACGCUGGAAGAGUCGGACUCAUGCCACAGCAUCCAAGUCCUCCCCGAGCAUGAAAUUGAGGAGAUGAAGAUCAAAAUCUCAGUCUUAAAGAACGAUAUACAGAAAGAGAAGAAAGCACCAAGAGGUCAUAGCCGCGUGGAGCGUCUGAGGAAAAAGAUGAACGAGCAAGAGUCUUGGCUGCUGCUUCAUUCCCCUACAAUCCCUUUCCGCAUUCACAACAAACAUGGCAAGAGUUACUUGUUCCUGCUCUCUUCUGAUUAUGAGAGGUCAGAAUGGCGGGAAAGCAUCCAGAAGCUCCAGAAGAGAGACCUGCAGACGUGCAUAUUAAGCUCAGUAGAACUGCAGGUCUUGACUAGCUCCUGUUUCAAACUCCGAACCGUCCACAACAUUCCUGUCACCAGUAAUAAAGAUGAUGAAGAGACCCCAGGCCUGUAUGGUUUUCUCCAUGUGAUCGUCCAUUCCGCCACAGGAUUCAAGGAGUCAGCCAAUCUAUAUUGUACCCUAGAAGUGGAUUCCUACGGAUACUUUGUAAGCAAAGCUAAGACCCGAGUCUUCAGAGACACUGCAGAGCCUCAGUGGAACGAGGAGUUUGAGAUUGAGUUGGAGGGUUCCCAGUACCUGAGAAUCCUGUGCUACGAAAAGUGUUACGAUAAGAGCAUGCUCAACAAGGAUGACAACGAGAUUGUGGACAAGAUCAUGGGAAAAGGGCAGGUCCAGCUGGACCCUCAGGCGGUACAGUCCAAGAACUGGCACAUGGACGUCAUCGAGAUGAACGGGAUCAAGGUGGAAUUCUCCAUGAAGUUUACAAGUCGGGACCUGAGUUUGAAGAGGACGCCAUCCAAAAAACAGAGUGGUGUGUUUGGAGUCAAAAUCAACGUGGUCACAAAGCGGGAGCGCUCCAAGGUGCCUUACAUCGUCCGCCAGUGCAUUGAGGAAGUGGAAAAGAGGGGGAUAGACGAGGUGGGAAUCUACAGGAUCUCAGGGGUGGCCACUGACAUCCAGGCCCUCAAAAUGGCGUUCGACACCAAUACCAAAGACAUUCUGGUGAUGUUGAGCGACAUGGACAUCAACGCAAUCGCAGGGACACUCAAGCUGUACUUUCGGGAGCUGCCGGAGCCUCUGCUCACCGACCGUCUGUACCCCGCCUUCAUGGAGGGAAUAGCGUUGUCCGACCCUGCAGCCAAGGAGAACUGCAUGAUGCAUCUCCUGCGCUCCUUGCCGGAGCCUAACCUCAUGACCUUCCUCACUCUGCUGGAGCACCUCAAACGUGUGGCAGAGAAGGAACCGCUCAACAAGAUGUCCCUCCAUAACCUGGCCACAGUGUUUGGUCCCACUCUGCUCAGACCGUCUGAGUCUGAGAGUGCCAAGGGCCAGAAUAUCACCUCCGCCUCUGACAUCUGGUCACAUGACGUCAUGGCUCAGGUCCAGGUGCUGCUCUACUACCUGCAGCAUCCUCCCAUCUCUUUUGCCGAACUCAAACGCAAUACGCUCUAUUUCUCCACCGAUGUCUAAGCCCCGCCCACUUCCCCUCAAGGCGACCAGAGGGUGAGAGACGAGCGCACACAUCACCCGUCCUACAAGCGCGGGCUGCUCCUCUGGACUGUACAGCCACUCCAUAGCCUCCCUCGUCACCCUCUGCAUAGGAAGGCAGCGACAAACAUGUUUGUGGCAAGGCAUUCUGGGACCACACUCGAUAUUUCAGUCAAGGGGGAGGGGUUUAGAGGCCACGGCCUGGCGCCGUGGCAAUCGAGAGACUCCGUAGGAGGCAAUCCAGAUCGACUGUGUUUAUGUUUUGUAGUGAUUUUUUUUUCUGCUUUCCUGGCUUUGCACAUGUAGAGGAGGACUCAGUGUGAGCGUUGAAGAGACGGAAAGGACUGAUGUCUCUUCAUACAAAAACAGAGAUUCCCUCCCCAAUGAUUCUUGGCCAGAUGAUCCUAAUUUAUUUGAAAUAUGAAUAUAUGUGUGCCUGUACAGUUCUGUGCAACCCGAGAGAUGCUCUCAGGAAUUUUCUGAAGUUCAUUCAGGUUUUGAUGUUAUUUUUUAGUCUGAUUUUUUUUUUUUCACUGACCGUCUUCAUGGUUGGUAAAUUUGCCACUUUGAUCCCAAUCACUUUAUAGAGGAAGAGGAUGCUGUGUGGCUCAAAAGGGGAUGAAACACAACGCUUCUUUUUCUUAUUGUUGCAUUGCAAGCCUGCUCCAAGUGUGUCACUGCACCGAUGUAAUGUACAGUCACGGAUUAUUUGUGUAGUCAAAGAUUAUUUGUGUAGUUGCCAUCGUCGCAUGUUCAGCUAGCUCAAACCAAGCCAAGAGGAAACUUGUCUGCUCUGUACAAAGCCGGCCUUUCUGCUGUCACAUCUGCAACAUAUCCAAAAGUACGACACAAAACUGCUAUAAUGAAUACUAUUUGGUAUUUUUAAUAUAAGAAAAAAAAGUUUUACUUCCUUUGACAAGUAUUUCAAUUUACUGUAAUUUUGAGGCUAAAUGUUAUUGUUCUCCUUUUUUAGUGAAAUAAAAGUCAAAACACUCA
Nerophis ophidion (straightnose pipefish) is the source of this 4437-nucleotide messenger RNA. RefSeq names its product ABR activator of RhoGEF and GTPase (gene abr). Gene Ontology annotation, cellular component: membrane. Lineage: Eukaryota; Metazoa; Chordata; Actinopteri; Syngnathiformes; Syngnathidae. The record is from RefSeq and is a predicted model, not a curated record. The transcript is spliced from 23 exons. The coding region runs from base 175 to 3423 and encodes 1082 amino acids. Gene Ontology annotation, molecular function: protein serine/threonine kinase activity; GTPase activator activity; guanyl-nucleotide exchange factor activity. Gene Ontology annotation, biological process: protein phosphorylation; positive regulation of GTPase activity; intracellular signal transduction.